Microthlaspi erraticum is the source of this 1740-nucleotide messenger RNA. Lineage: Eukaryota; Viridiplantae; Streptophyta; Magnoliopsida; Brassicales; Brassicaceae. The record is from the annotation of a GenBank genome assembly.
AUGGACUCUUCUCCCGGCGGUAGCUCAAUGGAACGAAGCAAAAUGAGUGUUGCUGAAAAGAGACAGCUUGUUCAUGAUCUGCCGAAAGAUGUGAAGUCAGCGUCUAAAGCCUUGAAAGACUGGGACUUGGGUGAGAUUGAAGAGAUCUUGUGGGCAGAAGCAGGGAGGAAAACAAAACGAAAGGGCAGAGCUGAGACCAUCAACGUCCUUUUGAAAACUGUCAGAGAGAAAAAAGAUUCGUCGCCAACUGAUGAGAACUCUGGAGAGCAAGGAGACAAGAAGAGAGAUUCUUCAUCAUCAACCAAGACAAACUUGAAACGACGGAGGAAGAAUUAUAAUCCUUCUCGGCAUAUGGCUCCAACGAGCUUGAAUUCCUCUAGGAGCACUGAUUCAGGAAAGGAUACUAUCUACUGUAAGAACUUAGCUUGCCAAGCUAUAGUGAGACUGGAAGACUUGUUUUGCAAAAGGUGUUCUUGUUGUCUCUGCCACAAGUUUGAUGACAAUAAAGAUCCUAGUCUCUGGUUGACUUGCAAUUCGGAUCCUCCAUUCGCCGGUGAAUCUUGCGGCUUCUCUUGCCAUCUCGAUUGUGCUUUCAAGAAUGAGAAUUCAGGUCUCAAGGAAGAUAAGCCAAGUAGUGAUGAUGCUGAUGGAUGCUUCUACUGUGUCUCUUGUGGCAAAACAAACAGCUUGCUUGAAUGUUGGAAGAAGCAAUUAGUGAUCGCAGAGGAAACCACAAGCGUAGAUGUGCUUUGUCUCCGUCUUAACUUGGCUAAGAAGCUUCUAAAGGGCACAAACAAGUACAGGCAAGUAUCUGAAGCCGUGGAGGAAGCUGUGAAGAGUUUAGAAACUGAACUGUGUGGUCUUCCAUCGGGGAAGCUUCAGGGAAACGUAAACAGGUUUACUGAUCUUCCAUCGGCGAUGCGUAGAGGAAACGUGAACAGGCUUCAAAAUGCUCAAAAAGUGAAGAAUCUUUGCUCUUCUGCUUUGAAAUCCUUACAAGAUACACCGCUUCAUGAUCGUCCUGCACUACCUUGUAAGAUGAAAGGAUCAACGAAGAUGAGCUUCGAGGAUGUUCACGCGACUUCGCUCACUCUGGUUCUUGCUUCCGGAGAAGAAUCUUCUUCAUCACCUGGAAACAUCAUUCAUCACAGGAUAUGGCAUCGUAAGGUCUCAGAGAAAGAUUACCCAAAGGACUUGACUUGUGCAUUGGUGUCUCCAAACACAAGGUUUCUUGUCUCUGGACUGACUCCGGAAACAGAGUAUUGCUUCAAAGUUGCUUCCUUUAGCGGCACCAGAGAAUCAGGCGUAGAUGAAACCAAAGUCUCUACAAAAGCCCUUGAAGAAGAAGAAGAAGAAGAAAAGGAAGCAACUUUAAGCAUAGAAGCAGAAGAGAAGCCAGAGGAGAAGAAGGUGGUGAAUGGUGAGAAAUCAGCAAGCUGCGGUAGUUUCGGGUUGGGGCAAUGGGUGAAGAUCAUGCGACAGCUUGAGGUUUCAGGUUACGUUGACAAGGAUUUCAGAAAGAAGUUUCUGACUUGGUAUAGCUUGAGAGCGACGGCACAGGAGAUACAUGUUGUCAAGACAUUCGUUGAUGUCUUCAAGGACGAUUCAGAAGCUCUUGCUGAGCAGCUCGUUGACACAUUCUCUGACUGCAUAUCGAGAAAGCGUUCUCCAGACGGCGGUGGAUGUAGCGGUGCGUCUGCGGUGGUCUCUGCUGGUUUCUGUAUGAAGCCGAGGCACUGA